AACCCUUCUCUCCCCAUCCCCCACCCCCACCCCGCAAGUCGAUAUGCCUCCCAGACGCAAACCCCAACCGUCGGCGAAGAAACCCCUGCGCCGCUCCGGAAGGGUCAAUUCCGCCACGGCCAUGGCCGAUUCCGCCGAUCCAACCCCGUCCCCGCCGCCGCCGGAAGCCUCCCCCGCCGCCGCCAAGCCCGUCUCCGUCGAUCCGGCCCCGGAGUCGGCCUCCCCCGCCGCCAAGCCCGUCUCCGCCGAUCCGGUCCCGCCCCAGGCCCCGGAGGCGGCCACCCCCGCCCCCGCUGCCAAGACCGUCUCCGCCGAUCCGGUCCCGCACCAGGCCCCGGAGGCGGCCACGCCCGCCGCCGCCGCCGCCGCCGCCGGGCCCGAUCUGGACGGGCCGCCCCGGAGAUCCGCCACAGCCGGCAAGCUCAAGAAGCCCUUCACCGACAAGCUCCGCGCCGCCGCGGAGGAGCGCCUCGCGCGCAUCCCGGUCGACCUCCGCCUCCGCCCGCUGGACCCCCCGCCGCCCUCCAUCUCCAACCACGAGGCCGCCCUCCGCGCCCUCGGCCUCCUCGACUUCGCGCGGUUUGACCCCGGAUCUGAGCCCCCGCGCCCCGACCUCGUCGCGCAGCUCAUCGCCUAUUACGACCGGAUUAAUCAACGCAGCUUCGUCUGGGACACCCGCGUCAGUCUCAACCGCACGGAAUUGGCCAACGCCUUCUCCCUCCCGAAAAAGACAGUCGGGCCGCCCGCCCCGCCCCGAGGGUUCAAAACCGCGGCCUUGGUCUCCGCCGCCCUGGAGUUCAUGCGCGUCUGCAUCCAUCCCUGGUUCACGGACUGCACACUGCCGCAGGAGGUGGCCGGCGGGGAACAGACUGUGAAGGAUGGGUCACCGCAUAAGGUUAACUGGGCGGGCAUCAUCUGGGGUAUCAUCGAGAAGGAGAUUCACGAGCUGCCCGGGAGGGAUGAUGGGGUGUGCCAAUACGGGGCGUAUCUUCAGCAGCUCAUCCGGGUGCAGAAGCCGCUGCUGUUUGAGCUGCCGCAGAAAGAGGAGGCAGGGAAGCUUGUUCGGAAGGUGCCUUCUGAUUUAGUUAAGGACGAGCGGGAUGGAGACGCAGAUGCCAGGAACAAGGGCUUGCAGGAGUUGGAGCCUAGAGAUGCAGAUGCGGAUGCGAGCAGCAAGGGCCCGAAGGAAUCUGAGUUAGAGGGUGUGAGUCUGACCAGCAAGAGCUUGGAUGAAUCGGGGCCCGCAGAUGCUGAUGCUAGUGGUAAUGACUUGAAGGAGUUGGAGUCUGGGGAUGUGAGGAGCAACAUCUUGGAGGAAUCAGAGACAGCAGGUGUGGAUUUGAGGAGCAGUGACUUGAAUGAGUCUGGGGAUGCAAGGAGCAACAUCUUGGAGGAACCAGAGACAGAAGGUUCGGAUUUGAGGAAGAAUGACUUAAAGAAGUCAGAUUCUGGGGAUGCAGGGAGCAAGAGCAUGGAUGAAUUGGCGGAUGUGGAUGCUAAUGCAAUGAGCAAGUCACUGGAUACAUCAGUGGUGGCGGAUGGGGAUGCAAAGGGCAUGGGCUUGGAUGUUGAGAUGGAGUCAGGGGAUGCUGAUGCUAAUGCAGGGAUCAAGUCACCGGAUACAUCUAAGGUGAUGGAUGAGGAUGCUAAGGGCUUGGAUGUCGAGAUGGAGUCAGGCGAUGUGGAUGCUAAUGCAGGGAGCAAGUCGCUGGAUACAUCAAAGGUGAUGGAUGAGGAUGCAAAGGGAUUGGAUGUUGAGAUGGAGUCAGGGGAUGCAGAUGCUAAUGCAGGGAGCAAGUCACCGGAUUCAUCGAAGGUUAUGGAUGAGGAUGCAAAGGCCUUGGAUGUCCAAUUGGAGUCGCAGGCUAUUGAUCCUAAUGCAAGCAAUAAUUCGACGGAUACAUUGAAGGUGGUUAAUGAGGAUGCAAAGGUCAUGAGCUUGGAUGUCGAAUUGGAGUCAGGGGAUGCAGAUGCUAAUGCAAGGAACAAGUCACCUGAUACAUCAAAGUUGGUGUAUGAGGAUGUAAAGGUGGACGUGGAUGCUAAUGCAAGCAGCAACAAACUGGAGACACCCAAUGUGGCGGAUGAGGACGGCAAAUUGCUGUUCGGGGGUGUGGAUGCUAAUGCAAGCAGCAAUAGACUGGAGCCACCAAAUGUGGCUGAUGAGGAUGAUGAAUUGCAGUUGGGGGAUGUGGAGAGAUUGGAGACAUCGAAGGUGGCGGAUGAGGAUGUAAAGGGCAUGAGCUUGGAUCAAUCAAAGGCAGGGGAUGCCAUGGUGCUGGAGGAAGCUGUAGGUCCUACACAUGAAAUGAAUACUGUGAAUUGUGAGGUUUUGGCAGACUUUGCAUGGGAGGAAGGUGAAGACACGAUUGUGGGUGCAGCAGAGAAGGAUGCAUGUCCAUCGCCGGAGGUGGAACUGUUGCCACAGGAGAAAGUGCUAGUAGUGCCAGAGGAGGAUGAGGAGGCCGAAGAGGAAGAAGAGAAGGAUGAGGCAGGGUGGAGCUCUGCCAAUGAUGACGAUGACAGUAUGGAUGUCGAAGAUAAUGUAUCUGUCCAAAAUCUGGAUACUGAUAAUGAGGAGGCGGAGGAGUCAGAGCAUGAUGCAUUUGAGGGGUGUAGUGGUGGAGUGGAGAUGAACUGGGGUAUUGGGGAUGACAAGGGGGGCGAGGGGACGACGCAUUGUUUACAGCAAUGUGACUUUCCAGGGGUGGAGUUUGAGAAUUUGAAUAAAGGGAAUGUUGGGAUGAGGGAUGGUGUGAGCUUUGAUGAUGGAUUCAAAAUGGGUUCCUUGCAUGGGAUGGAGUCAAACCUCCUCCAGGCUAUGAACUCAGAUCCCGCGACAUACAAUGGCACGGAGAAUGCACAUGACCUGUCCUCUGGAAAUUUCUUGGCUAUGGGGGCUGAUGCACAUAAGAAUGGAGUGGACCUGGGGGCUGGCAAUUCAUUUUUCUUUGGCAAUAAUAAUGGGAAGAGGCACGUUGAGGAUAUUGAUGAUGGGUACGAUGACCAGAUGCAAACACAACAGCAGUUUCUGCAGGGCAAUCAACAUAAGCGGAUGCGGAACUCCAGCAGUAGUGUACCACCUGGAUCAGCAUUCUUCAAUGCAAAUUAUUCAGAACCCAUACAGAACUUAUUGGUCAAUGCCAGCAUGUUAUAUGAACAGAAAGAGAGAGAGAUUCAAGAGGCGCUGUCACAGAAGCAAUUCAUGGCUAACUUGCUGCAGGAGAAGGAAGCAAUUAUCCACUCACUAAACUCAGCCAGGUUUGAGCAAGAGAAUAAGUUGCAAUCAAAGCUUAGGUGCUUUGAGCAUGAUCUGAAUGUGAUGGGUCAGUUGGUCAGUGGGUAUAAGAGGGCUUUGAAACAGAGUCAUGCUUCUUUCAAUGAGUACAGGAAGAAGUUCCCUUCUAACGAGUUCCGUUAUCGUGAUGUUCCUAAUGGCGGCGGUCUUGUCCUUAGCGUCAGGGAGUUGGAGAGGGAGUUGGAGAGGAAACGGUGUGAGGAAGAGCAGCAGAAAAUUGCUGCAGCAAAUGAGAUGAUUGGAAAUUUCAAGCUUGAAUGGUUGUCAAAGCCUGAUGAUUGGGAAGAUCGCAUCAACCUUUUGUGGCGCAAAACUGAAGGGCUGGCUCGGGAGCUUGAUCUUCUCAAGGAAAAAAGAAAAGCAAAGCUUGCAGCCCUUGCUAGGGAAGAAUGAGUUCUCUGAUAGUUAGAGGUUCUAAUGUGAAGAUGGAGAGCUCUCUUGGAUGUUUGACGUCAACAGCGAGACAUGGGAUUGGCGGCAACUGUGGCUAGCUCGUCGUGCAUUGUAGACUGUAGCGAAGAAGGCAUAAUUCCAGCUGUAAAUCAAAUGUUUUGUCAUCCAAGGGCGUUCUAAUGACCAGUACUAGUGCUUGCUUUAUUUAGAUGGCCUUUUGGUUGAUUUCCUGCAUGGAGUAAAAUACUGGGUGGUGCCAGGUUAAUCUUAUAUGUGUAGAACAGUUCACAUAGUCUCUUACAUUUGCAUCCAACUUUGCGUGCUCGGUAGUUGAUUUAUACCUUAUUUUGCAUAUUGGAAGCUAA
Molecule: messenger RNA, 4056 nt
Organism: Triticum aestivum (bread wheat)
Lineage: Eukaryota; Viridiplantae; Streptophyta; Magnoliopsida; Poales; Poaceae
Exons: 2
Coding region: 44-3691 (1215 amino acids)
Source: RefSeq, a predicted model, not a curated record